ACUCGGCUGAAGGAGGAGUGGAGUUACCACUAGCGCUGUUACUGAUAAAUUAUUUGUAAAAUGACGUCUCACGCUUUACCUGAGGGAUUCGGGGAUUUUGACAUGUUCGUGUUUGGCUCCAUCUUGCUAGUUGGUGGUUUGCUUGGUUUCUUCCUGAACAUCAUAUCCAUCUUGGCCUUCCUGUAUGUGAAGCAGAUCAGGAAUCCCAGUAACUUCUUCGUCUUCAGUCUGGCUCUCGCUGACCUCGGACUCAGCUGCAACGGUCUGACCUCCGCCUACGCCAGUUACCUCAGAUACUGGCCAUUCGGUCCUGAAGGUUGCCAAAUCCAUGCUUUUCAGGGAUUAGUGUCCAUCUUGGCAGGGAUCAGUUUUCUUGGUGCAGUAGCGUGGGACCGAUAUCACAUGUACUGCACCAAGCAGAAGAUGUUCUGGAGCACAUCUCUGACCAUGAGCUCCAUCAUGUGGAUUUUGGCACUGCUGUGGGCCGCUCUGCCGUUACCCUUCAUCGGAUGGGGCGUGUUCGACUUCGAGCCCAUGCAUGUAGGCUGCACCCUCGACUACACCAGAGGAGACAGAGCUUACAUCACCUACACACUGGCUCUCAUCCUGCUCUACCUGACAUUCCCUCUGCUCAUCAUGCACUCCUCCUACUGCUCCAUCUACACCUACUUCAAAAAGAUCCACAACUUCAAGUUUAACACAGGGCUGCCUGUAAAGACUCUGCUGCUCUGCUGGGGUCCGUACGUCAUCAUGUGUUUGUACGCCUGCUUCGAGGACACCAAGGACUUAACACCUAAACUCAGAAUGUUUCUCCCUGUUCUCGCUAAACUGUCUCCAAUCUCCAACGCUCUGCUGUACGCCUACAAUAACGAGUUCUACAGAGGAGGUAUCUGGCAGUUCCUGACCGGACAGAGACAGGUGGACAAGAAGAACUGAUGUGUGUGUGUGUGUGUUGGGUUCUCCGUGAGGAAGAGGAGGAAGAGACAGAGAGUGAGGACUCAUCAGGAGAGAUGAAGGAACUGGUUUUAAUUGUUUAAUUUGAUUAAUUAUAGUUCAUCUGCUGCCUUUGUGUCUGUCAGUGAAGCAGGAAGUGAAAAUAUCAGGGAC
Molecule: messenger RNA, 1107 nt
Organism: Hemibagrus wyckioides
Lineage: Eukaryota; Metazoa; Chordata; Actinopteri; Siluriformes; Bagridae
Gene: rgrb
Product: retinal G protein coupled receptor b
Exons: 7
Coding region: 61-936 (291 amino acids)
Biological process (GO): G protein-coupled receptor signaling pathway; phototransduction; visual perception
Cellular component (GO): membrane
Molecular function (GO): G protein-coupled receptor activity
Source: RefSeq, a predicted model, not a curated record